Molecule: messenger RNA, 1439 nt
Organism: Magnolia sinica
Lineage: Eukaryota; Viridiplantae; Streptophyta; Magnoliopsida; Magnoliales; Magnoliaceae
Product: protein BTR1
Exons: 9
Coding region: 128-1138 (336 amino acids)
Biological process (GO): regulation of gene expression
Cellular component (GO): cytoplasm; cytosol
Molecular function (GO): mRNA binding
Source: RefSeq, a predicted model, not a curated record
AUAUCAAAGGCGGUUUCCCGGAGAGAAGAGGGAAGUCAUUCCUUGAAUGCGAAUGCUGGUGUGAUUGGAUUUCAUUCACAUCUCCCUCUCUCUCUCUCUCUCUCUCUCUGAGAUCACAAAAGCAGGAAUGAUGAUGGAAUCACCAGAUGCGUCUUGCGUCUCUUCUCCAGACGUCGCCCCCAACCCAUCUUCUUCAGCCCUUCGUCCCAAAUCCCCAGAUGAUAAGGAGAAGCCUACAUAUAUUAGGUUCCUCGUUUCAAAUGCAGCAGCUGGGUCUGUCAUUGGAAAGGGUGGUUCAACGGUUACAGGAUUUCAGUCACAAUCUGGUGCUCGCAUUCAAUUGUCCCGCAACCAUGAGUUUUUUCCAGGAACAUCUGACAGGAUAAUCAUGAUAACUGGAACAUUUAGUGAAAUAAUAAAGGCAAUGGAACUCAUCCUCGCAAAAUUGCUAAAUGAGGCACGUGCUGAAGAUGGUGACGAUGUUGACCCUCGAUCAAAAUUGAGGCUCAUUGUUCCAAAUAAUUGUUGUGGUGGCAUAAUUGGCAAGGGAGGAUCGACCAUCAAGUCAUUUAUUGAAGAUUCACAAGCUGACAUCAAAAUAUCCCCACAAGAUCAUAAUUUUGUUGGCUUGAAUGAUAGGCUAGUGACGUUGACAGGGUGUUUAGAUGAACAAAUGCAGGCCAUCAUUUUGAUCCUUUCAAAGUUAACAGAAGAUUCUCACUACUCACAAUCUAUAUAUGCUCCUUUUUCAUAUGCAGUGUUAUACAAUGCAGGAAACUUUGGAUCCAACGGCGCUGGAGGAAAAUAUCAAAACAACAAGGGUCUGUUGUCGUCAGCGGCUACUACGAGAUCAACAGUUGGAUCCCAAGAAAAUCGGGGGGAUGCUUUGACGUUUGGUGUGGCGGAUGAGCAUAUUGGCGCUGUUGUCGGUCGUGGUGGAAGGAAUAUAACAGAGAUUUGUCAGGCUAGUGGAGCCAGGAUCAAGAUAUCCGAUCGAGGUGAUUUUGUGUCCGGUACAUCUGAUAGGAAGAUAACGAUCACAGGUUCGGAUGCAGCGAUCCGAAUGGCAGAGGCUAUGAUAAUGCAAAAGGUUUCUUCUGUUUCUGAGAGAACUGAUUAUAGUGAAAUCCGAAGCUGAUGGUGGUCAAAGGAUGAAAGGGGAAGGUUAUGAUCGCCGAAAGCUUGUGUGGGGAAAUGGUUAUUAUAGAGUGUGGUUCAAGUUCGUUUCCUGAGGCUCCAAGAGGCUGUUGUAACUGAGUUUCUUAGCCAAUGCAAAUACUAAUUGGCCAUUAUCAAUUCCCUUUUUUGUAUAAGAUUUGAAUAUAAAGUUUUCAGGUGAGUCUGAGAUCAGAGAUCCUUCCUAGACGCAUUACCAGAAUCUGUAGCCGAUAUUGUAGUGACAUUUUUCAAGGUUUACUAAAUUAGGCGUAAAAAAUUCA